Molecule: messenger RNA, 717 nt
Organism: Lodderomyces beijingensis
Lineage: Eukaryota; Fungi; Ascomycota; Pichiomycetes; Serinales; Debaryomycetaceae
Source: the annotation of a GenBank genome assembly
AUGAUGGUGCAAAAGAUGGAGAGUUCAGAGGAAAUGCUACAAAGAGUCAUAGACGAGCUCAACUCGGGAGAAGAUGCAGAGAUCAUGCGGCAAAUCAACGCCACGAUCCGGCACACCACAGCCAAACAUCAACAAAAGGUGAAUGAAUUGACCAAGAUCAACAAACAGCUCACAUACGACAUCCAGCAGAAGCAGAAAGAGAUCAAUUUGCUCAAUCAGAUAAACGACUACAAUCACGAAUUGAUUGAAGCGAAUUCCAAAAUCGCCGGUUUCACGCCGUCUUCACCCAUUGAUAGAUCGUUGAACGUGUUUCAAAACAUCCAACUACGAAUGGAUGAGAUGGAGAAUUUGCGGAUGAAGUUGAUUAAUGAGUCGAGGGUCAUCAAUGCUGCCAUUACAAACUCGCGCAAUACUCAAAGCGUGCUAAACCAGGAAUACAGUCUGCUACAGGAUGAAUUGAAUAACCCCGAGCAGGAACUUGGAGAUCCGCAGCAGAUUCUCGAAAAUGACACUCAAAUUCAAAAGAUCAGCUUGUUUCGGCAGUUGGGCGUAAAGGUGGUUACAAUGAGUGAUGAACUGGCUCCAUCAUCAUCAACAACACCAACGAUGGAGCUGGAUGUUGUGGUAUUGAACAGCGGGGACCGUGCGACUACGCUAACUAUUGGGCCUGAGUUAUCAGACAAGGAGAUUGCAGAUUUGAUCUGGGAGAACUUGUGA